Zygosaccharomyces rouxii is the source of this 861-nucleotide messenger RNA. RefSeq lists its product as uncharacterized. Lineage: Eukaryota; Fungi; Ascomycota; Saccharomycetes; Saccharomycetales; Saccharomycetaceae. The record is from RefSeq and is a predicted model, not a curated record. The coding region runs from base 1 to 861 and encodes 286 amino acids. The transcript has a single exon.
AUGAGUAUGAUAAGUGACGACAGUGAAACGGAUUUAGAGAAGUGUGUGCAGACGUAUGAAGAGGAGGAAAUAGAAUUGCCAGAGGACAGUUCUGGUGGAAAAUUGACAUACUUCCUUGCUCCAUAUUUCUUCGAGAAAACAUGGAUAUCCAACAUUAUCCUUUCUCUUUUAGGUGCAUAUGCUUCAUCAUGCGCACCGUUGGCGUACUUUUGUCUGCGAGACUUUUAUGAUAAUAAAAUUGAAACAAAACUUUCAGACCUAUUUUCUCCUUUAUGGAUGAUCAUUCAUUAUUUCCUAUGCUUUACUUUUUCUUUUUUGAACUUCAUCUACGAUAGGAAGAAAGUUGAUAUUGAGACAAAAGCGCUCCGAAAGUUAUUGAAGGAAGUGGCUCAGGUGGAUCUAACAGGGGAUCCAGUAGCUUGGCGGAGAAUUGCAUCUAGAGUUAAUCACUUUUCUGAAGAGGGGGGACAUCAUUAUUCCGUUUUUUACAGUGGAGAGCAUUGUAUGCGCUUUUUUGUGAGAGAAAUCGUAAAACCAAUAGAGCGUCAGACCUACGAUAUCCGAUGUUAUUUUGAUGGAGAAAUAUGCAGCAAUUUUUGGAAAAAUCCACCAAAUAAGGUGUUAGCCGAGAGAGCACUUGCGAAUUAUAACAAGAGCUUUGAGAACUUUGGUGGAUUAUCACAUACGGCAGAAAAAGAUGGAUGUAGAGAUGGUAUUUUCGAGAAGUAUCGCAAUAUUUUCAACAUCUCAAUGUUUUACUUCAUGAUAAUAGAAACAGUGUCCUUUGUGGUUAUGAUCAUGGCCUUCAUUAUCUCGAUGAUUUCUUGUGCCAUUUUUAAUUUAUUCGCUACCGCUCAAUAG